CUUGCCCUUCCAGAUCCAUAGAGAAAAGUAUAGUGAGUUCAACGAUUCCCAUUGCCACUGACAAAAGCCCCUUCUGUGGCAAUCAAGCUCAUGCCACUACCUCCAGCUGAUAACAGUGAACCUAAAGAUAUGCAAUUAGUUAUGAGGAAGUAUGAACCUAUUGUUGAGGAACCAACAACACCGAAACCAGAAACCACUGAAGUAACGAAAAGUGACAUUGAGGACGCAUUCUAUGAGGAUCCUGAUGACAAGCUCAACAUUGAACAAUUCACACAGAAUCUGCAGAACUAUAUGCAAGAGAACAUGGAACUGCAUGUAGGAGAUAUGUCUGCGUCCAUCACUACACCCAAAUUGAAGAAUGUGAGUCGACUACGGACAGAGCAUCAAGUGUACAAAUUUCCAGAUUCACACCCUCUUCUAAAAGGGGUUAGUUACCUCUACUUUUGUUCUGUGAGCAUUUGUAAACAAUUAGAAAAGAAUGUAAGGACAUACGUAUCUACACGCAUGAACUUCAUUUAGAGUAUAUAAGUAGCCCGGGGUAUGGCCAAAUGGUAGACCAACACCACACAAAUAAAAUUUACUGCACCAUACCAUACCUUGGGACAGGUGUAGGGACAAGGACAAAAGGAUCAUUUGGAGGAGGGAGUUGCAUUC
This is a messenger RNA of Camellia sinensis, 654 nucleotides long. NCBI's taxonomy places the organism in Eukaryota, Viridiplantae, Streptophyta, Magnoliopsida, Ericales, Theaceae. The record is from RefSeq and is a predicted model, not a curated record.